AUGGGGAAAACGGCAGCGUAUGAUGAUAGAGAGAUGCAGAUGUAUGCUCGCUCGCAGUCUAUCGGCUCGUUGGCCUCUACCAUAACACAACACGCCUGGUUCGGAACCACGAACAACACCGCUUGGGAGAGCGACAAGGAUGAGGAAAGUAUCGUGAAUGGUAGAAAUCUAGAAGAUGCUCACGGAAUGGCUUCAGGCGACGAGACGGACGUCGAACACGGCCAUGAUAUAGAGGCGCUGCCCAAAGAUCCAAUGAUGGAUCCAAGCUCUUAUCCAGACGGCGGGACAGAGGCAUGGACAGUCGUCUUUGGAGGGUUCUGCGCCUUGUUCGUCAGUUUUGGAUGGAUCAACUGCGUUGGUAUCUUCCAGGACUACUACCAGACACACGACUUGAAAUCAUACUCACCAAGCUCGGUGGCCUGGAUCCCUUCACUCGAGCUUUUCAUGAUGUAUCUUGUCGCACCGGCAUGCGGCAAAGGGUUCGAUAGUUAUGGCCCACGAUAUCUUCUGAUCGCCGGGUCAGCGUUCCAUGUGUUUGGUCUAAUGAUGACCUCUCUCUCUACUGAAUAUUAUCAGUUCCUCCUGGCACAGGGUAUUUGCAGUCCCCUCGGUGCCGGCUUUCUCUUCUACCCAACGAUGAACAGUACCGUCACUUGGUUCUACAAGCGACGAGCCCUGGCCGUGGGUAUCGUUGCCAGUGGCUCAAGUCUGGGAGGCAUUAUCAUGCCAAUCAUGAUCAACAAACUUAUCCCCAUGAUAGGUUUCGCAUGGGCUAUGCGUACUUGUGCCUUCUUGAUACUUGCAUUGUGCGCCGUUGCUUGCAGCUGCGUCAGAUCAAGAAUCCCACCGCAUCCUACGCCGCUGGUGUUCAAGGAGUUCUUUACGCCCUUCAUGGAGGUGCCGUUCGUCCUGCUUACCGCGGCAACCUUCAUCUACUGCUUCGGCAUGUUCUUGCCCUUCACCUUCUUGGUCCUUCACGCCAGGAGGUAUGGCGUCCCUGAUAGCCUUGCCGGCUACCUUGUUUCGAUAUUCAACGCAGCAAGCAUCCUUGGCCGAACCAUCCCAGGUUACCUAGCUGACCGCAUGGGGCUGUUCAACGUCGUAAUUAUAAUGUCAUUCUUCAGUGUCAUCGUGGUCUUUGCCGUAUGGCUACCGUCUCGCGGCACCGCACCAGAUGUACUCUUUGCAAUCCUCUUUGGCUUUGCAUCCGGUUCCCUCGUAUCCUUGCCGCCCAGUCUUAUCGCCCAUAUAUCAGACGUGCGCAAGAUCGGUGUACGAAGCGGAACCAUGUUUGCCACGGUUUCUAUCGCCGUAUUGCUGGGAAACCCUGUUGGGGGAUCCUUGGUCCCAGAUGUCGCCCAUGGCGAUUAUUGGAGAAUGCAAGUGUUUUCCGGCUCGAUGCUGCUUGCCGGGACCAUUGGCAUCGCGAACGAGCUCAGCCCUGACGGACAAUUUGCAAUUUCGCGGACGGACAAGGACAGGAUCGCGAACACAUCCAGAGAAUCUUCGAACAUGAGCGUUCAAGUCAUCGCUCGCAUCAGACCUCUCCUGAAAACGGAGAGGGAGUGCGAUGUGAUUGUUCAACCCCUGUCGACUUCACCCAUAUCGCAGACCGCGUUACAGAGUGGGAAUGAAGCUAUCUCGAAGUCCAAAGAAAACGAAAAGCCAGUGAAGGCGAAGAAAGGGAAGGGAAGGAAGGACGACAAUACCGAUACGUCGGGUGAGAAGGCGACGGUAGUUAGGAUACCGAAUCCCAGGAACGAAGGGGAGGACUUCAGCUUCAAGUUCCAUUCGGUGUACGAUGGCACUGCAACCCAGCAGGAACUCUUUGAUGCAGAAGUGGCGCCUACUAUUAAACACCUGUUCAAUGGGUUUGAUAUCACCCUCUUCGCAUACGGUGUUACGGGAACUGGGAAGACGCACACGAUGCGAGGCGGCAAGAGUUUGGCGGAUCGCGAACGGGAUUCGGAAGGACGAACGCAGGUCGAGGUCGCCAUGAGCUACUACGAAAUAUAUAACGACAAGAUAUUCGAUCUCUUUGAGCCGGUGGAAAAGAGGACUCCGUCCGGUUUGCCUUUGAGAGACAACGGGGUAAAGACCGUUGUCGUGGGAUUGACGGAACGGCCUUGCACCAGCCUAAAGGAGUUUGAAGUUGUUUAUGACCAGGCCAAUAUGAACAGGUCAACGUCUGCAACAAAGCUCAACGCCCAUUCCUCGAGAUCGCAUGCAAUACUCUCUGUAAAGUUAACGGUGACCACUGGAGAGCAGAUACGGGUCAGCACUGCAUCCUGUAUUGAUCUUGCGGGCUCUGAAGACAAUCGUCGUACGGAGAAUGGCAAGGAGAGGAUGGUAGAAUCAGCAAGCAUCAACAGAAGCUUGUUUGUUUUGGCGCAGUGCGUUGAAGCUAUCAACAAGAAGCAGGCGAGGGUCCCCUACCGGGAGUCUAAGAUGACUAGAAUCUUAGGAUUAGGCCAAAAUAACGGCCUCACGAUUAUGAUUCUAAACCUUGCUCCCGUCCGAUCGUUCCAUCUUGACACCUUGAGCUCGCUCAACUUUGCCAACCGGACGAAGAAGAUCGAAUCGCGAGAGAUAGAAAAUGAGCCGAUGUUCAAAGGCCCGCCACGACCGGUAGCAGGCCGUCUGCAUCCCGCAGGUGGCCCAGAAGCGAAGAGACAGCCUCUAAGACCCCUCGCGGCAUCGAUAAAUGCCAACAUUGCAGCGGUGACCUCUGAAGCUCGGAAGCCAUCUGAUGGCAAGCCGGCCAAAGCCUUCGCGGUAUAUACCGACAUGUCCCAGGCUAAGAAUACCGCCAAAGCGAGCAUCUCCGACGCUCCCAGACGAAAGUCACCGUUGAAGCGGAGGCUCGGGAACGGCCUGCAGCCAACCUCUCGACCGUUCAAGGUUGCUCGAACAGACGAUACCCCCCACCGGCAUGGUAUGAGUAGCAUGUCAGCUACAAAAUUUGAGGAGCUCGUCGAGAAGAAAGUUCGAGAGGUACUUUCCGCUCGCCAGCUAGAUGUACCUGAGACUCAGAGCAAGUCUCAUCAGGAAAGCAUGUUGGCUCAGUCCAAGGAGAUGAACGAGCAAAUGCAGCGUCGGCUUGAGCUUCUGGAGCAGCGAAUCGACGGGACAGAAGAUUGCAGAGCGGAAGGAUUGUCCUAUCUGCUCAUGGCCAAACAACACCAAGCCCGUGGUGAAUAUUCGUCUGCCUUGAGGAUGUAUCAGCUCGCCCAGCCGUUCUUCCCAAACAACGGAAAGCUGGCCCUCAAGAUCGAGGCACUGAAAAAUAAGAAGAUAGCCAAAAAGGCCCUGUCGGGUGCAUCAAGCACUGGAGAGAAACGCAAAUACGGGGACGAGGAUGAGCGAUACGGGGGAUCUGACGAGGAACUUAGUGAAGCAGAGCAUACCGUUCAUGCUUCUACUAAACAACUACGUCCCAAAGCCCUUUUACUCACCCGUGAGCCAUCCUCGGGGCAUUCGGAGGGAGUAUCUGACGGAGAGAUCUCGCCACGCUCCUCGCAUAUCCUCUCCGUGAUCAAUACACGAGACAUCGAACGGAUCAAGCUCCUUCGAGGAGUUGGAGUGAAAAGGGCAGAAGGCAUCGUCAACUGUCUAUGUGAGAUGGACAACGAAGAAGGCCACGUCCGCCUUCACAGCCUGGCUGCGCUUGCAAAGAUGAAGGGAGUAGGGUCGAGGACGGUCGAAAGCAUGAGGAAUGGAACUAUUCUUCCUCCUUUGCGUCCGAUAGCAACUGGUUUUCACAUUUAG
Molecule: messenger RNA, 3768 nt
Organism: Arthroderma uncinatum
Lineage: Eukaryota; Fungi; Ascomycota; Eurotiomycetes; Onygenales; Arthrodermataceae
Product: kinesin family protein
Exons: 8
Coding region: 1-3768 (1255 amino acids)
Biological process (GO): transmembrane transport; microtubule-based movement
Cellular component (GO): microtubule; kinesin complex
Molecular function (GO): ATP hydrolysis activity; ATP binding; transmembrane transporter activity
Source: RefSeq, a predicted model, not a curated record